AUGUUAGAGCAUUUACUUGAAAGCGCUUUAAUAAAGCUUUAUUAAGGGAAUUUUACUGAUUCUAAGCAAAUAGUUUAAGCAAUUUCAGAUAUUUUAUUAGAUGAAACUUUGGAUGAUUCAUAAAUAUCUCUAUGUAACUCUAAGAUUUUCAACAGUGACCUCAACUUGUUCACUUAUUUGGAAAACAAUAGGACAUAUAAAGAUAAUUUGUAGGCUUAGAUUAGAAAAGGAUUAUUUAGAACAAUAGCAGCAUAUAUUAAGUUAAGAAAGCUCAAAGUAUUUGAGUACAUUGAGCUAAUAUGUAAAAAUUGUAUGUCCUUGUUUAAGAAAGAGGAAUCAAAUUAGGCAAAGGAGACAUCGCUUAGUCCUAUUAUCAAAAUUAUUAAAUGUAUAGAUAACUCAGAGCUAUUAGAAAAAAUAAUUGAUCCUAAAAAUACGAUAUCAGCUUUACUUAAUGAAAUUAAAUUUUGCAAGCCAACUCAAAAAGUGAAAGGAUCAAUAUGGAACUUGAUAGGAAUCAUUUUUUAAUUUUUUACUGAUCAACUAGAGGACGAUCUAAAAGCAGAAAUACAAACUGUUUGUUUUAAAGAACUAUAAGUUCAAAUGGCAAGUUAAAAGCCUGAAGUAUCUUACGUUUCUGGCAUGUUUAAAUCAUUUAGAUACUCAUUAAAAGAAAUUCAUUUGAGCAACAAGGAAUUGGAAGAUCUUUAUAAGAUGAUUAAAAUUGGCAUAACAGAGAUAAAAGAUGUGAAAACAUAUUCAGUUAUUAAUAAUGCUUUGAAAGUGUUGACAGCUUAUUCUCAUAUUUUUAAGGUUCAGAUAUUAGAUGACUCAAAAGAAAUUAUUGAUAAGGUGUUGGGAUUAAUUAGCCAUAAUAAUAGAGAUGUUAAGGAAAAUGCAUCUGACUGUCUGGAAUCAUUAAUGGCACUACUUGCAAUUGAACUAGAUUCAAGUUAUAAGAACCAUGAGCUUUCAUUUAACUAUAUUAUCUAGAAGAUGAGUUUUCUAAUAAAUUAAGAGAGAUAACAAAUAUAUACUGCUUCAAUAACAGUCAUCAUAAAAUCUAUUGGUAUUUUCUCUAAAGCUAUAGCAAAGCAUUUAGGCUAAGAUUAGCUUCAAUUAUUUUUUAAGCAGAUGAUCAAUCUUUCUGAGGUUAGAUUAUUAAAGCACAUAGAAAAGGAUGGUGUUAAUAGUGUUGUUGAUUUUUAACCCGUUGAAGAUGAGACUAUGAAAAAAGGAACAUCAUUUAAGACUAUUUUAUAUAGAUAGAAAUAAGUCAUCUCUUUUAUUACCUCCUUUGCUAAUAUUAUCUCAUAAUUAGAUAAAUUAUAUGAAGAUGAGUCUCAGAGUCUUUUGAGAUUAUGCAUGGUUGGAUUUAAGCAAUUUAGUUCAUUCUAUGAGAAGUAUAAGGAACCACUUAAUGAGGGAAUAGUUUAACUGAUGAGAGAAAUGAAAAAACAUUAAUCUAUAUAUAUCAUCUGGCUUGAAAAUUUAGUUUAAAAUGGACUUGUGUAGAGCAUAAAAUUACCUGACAACUCUUUCUUGUCUAUGCAAGAAUAUUAUGAGACAUUAAAAAGUUGUAGCUAGUUUUGGAAGAGUCUUUUUAACUGCUAGUUGUGGACUGAUGAGACUCUACACCAUUUCUCUGCUCAAUUCUUUUAAUAUAUCAUCUAGCUUCUCGAAAAUACAGAUCUAAGUUACAAGGUUGUUUACACUUAGUAAAUUGAAGAAGAUGAGAUAAAAGAUAAAAACCAAAUGGAAAUAGAAUAAGAUAAAGAAAGCAAGAUCUAAGAUAUUAUAAGGGAAAUUCAAUAAGUUUAAUAUGUUGCAAAUAACGAAGUGGAUUUGCAAUUUUUCUACAGAGUCACACUGCUUUUUGACUCAGUUCUUCCUUCAAUUAAACCUGCACUAUUUUCAAAUUAUAUAUAUCAGUUCUACAAAUCUAUUAUCCUUAAACUUAGAAAGCUACCUAGAUCUAUUGUACUAUUGAAGCUUCUUAGGUGUUUGAAUGAGUACAUUGAAAAAAAUAAUAUCUUAAAAGGACUUAAAAAGUAUAUUAAGAAAGAUAUCACUAGCUAAAUUAAAAUAUUUUUCUCAGAACUGUACAAGAAUUUAGGAAAAUAUUAAGACGAAUUACUCAUUGACUGCUUAAAAACUAUGCUUAGUAUUCCAUUCGAAGUGCUCUUAAUAGAUAAUUACUCUUUUUUUAGGAAAAAUUUAAUUGUAGCUUUGAAAAAAGGCUUUGAAUUAGGAGUGUAAAAUGUUUCUAUGGGAUUUGCAGCUAUUGAAUGCUUACAGAAAAUUAUAAAAAGAAGCAAAAAUAGGGUUGUUUUUAAAUAUUUAAAACUAGUCAUUCCUUAUCUUUCUGAAUAUUUAUCAAUAACAAAAGGAGAACUUGAAGAAAUUACUUCUGAUAUGAAAUAUAAAGUACAAAGUAAUAACUAGUAAAGAGAUAUCUUUAACUUAACAGUUAGUGAACUAGGCUAAAGGAAGAAAGAUUUAAUUGAAAGGGUAACAAACUUACUGGGUGAUAUCGGAGGAGAAUCUCAUCUAAUUGUUCUUAGUGAAAAAGGGUUUUAAGGAAAUGUUGAGAGAUAGCUUUUAAGUGAGUUUGAAAAUUUGCAAAUUUCAAAGAAGGGUGUUUCUCUUAUUAGUUGGGAUUAUGAAGCUAAAGUUCUAUUCCCUCUUCCACUACUAGCAAAGAAAAUAGAUAUAAAUUUAACUAAGCUUCUCCCUCGUAUGGUAGAACUCACUCUUAAUCCUGAUGACAAAAUUAAGGUAUACGCAUGCGAAGCUAUUCAUGCAAUUACUAUUUACAUGAUUGGAACUUAAGCAUCAUCAAUUUAAGGAGGAUAAAAGAAGAGAGGAAGAGAUAUGGAAAAUCUAAUUAAGUCAAAAGAGGAAUUCUCAAAAAUAUAUUCUAAAUUAUUUCCUACAAUUUUUUCUAUUGGAAGUAAUUCAAGCCACCCAAGUUGCUAGUUAAUGAACUAGUUAAUACUCUAAAUUUCACGUUGGUUUGCUAACAGCAAAUAACUAGAGUCACCAGAAGUUGCAGAACUAUUAGACAACAUUAUGAAUUUCAUCUCUUCAAAAGAUAAUAAUAACUUGAGAGAACUUGCAGCAAAUUGCUUGGGUUAAUUCAUAAAAUGGACUCUGAAGCAAAAUACAGAAUAAGAAAUUAAGGUAAACCACAGCAAUAUUAAGUCAGCUUUAAGGAGAAUUAUUUCUUUUUCAGGAUAACCUGACCUUUCUAAGAGAUUUGGUGCUUUGCUUGCUCUAAAAGAAGUUGUUAAUAAUAUUAAAAAUGAGUCAUUUUUAGUUGAUAAAUUUAUAAUGGAGACAAUACAAACUUCUAUGAGAAUUGUAUAAAAGACGGGUGUAAGUAAUGAGGUUGAAGAUAAUUUCAACAUCUUGAUUAAGUUAUAGACAAAUAUUAUCUAAAAGAAUUAUAAAACUUUAAAGGCAAAGAAUGAAAACAGAAGUGGAUAAUUUAAACUGUUAGAUUCUCUUCUUGACUGGUUAUAUAGCUAUGGAUUUUUUAACUCGUCAUAUUUAGUUAGGAAAAGUUCUUUUGAACUUUGGCAAUCUAUUCUUAACAGAGAAGAUUCUGAUAUAAGCUGUAAAAAAUUUUUAGCUAAAAGAAAAUAAGGAGAUAACUUGUUUGGAGAUUAAAUUAAAUAACUAAAAUUAGCCAUAAACUCAUAAUCCUACUUCAGAGAGAUAAAUGUUUUACUAUCUCAGUUAGAUGUAGUAACUUUUAUCGUUAAAAAUAACUUCUUCAGUGUAUAAGAAGAGUUACUUUAAUUUGAGGAUAUUAUAGAUUCCUUUUGCACUAACAUAGAAAAUUUCUUUAACUCUUUAUUUAAGAUAUAAGAGUCGUAUUUAAAGUCUGAUGGAUUAUUGAUGGAAAUUUUACUUGAUGAUGCAGUUGAUAUUGACAUUUAAGAAAAUUAAUACUAAGCAGUUAUUAAUUUGUUUAUUAAGAUAUGUGAAUUUAUGUCUCUACUAUCUAACGACAUACUAAAUUUUACUACCUUUUUGGAUGUACUUUUAAAUAUCACCCUUGAAAAUAAAUACUCAAUAUUUUUAUAGAUGCUCCUCAAACCUAAUCAUUUAAUAAGAGGUAUGAAUAUUGAUAUCUUUUUAACAAAGAGUGAGCUUUAUUUCGAAAAAAUAACUCCUGUUAUCAAGGCACUAUAGGAGAUUACUCAAGAAGGAGUUGACUUCUUUUAAGAUUAUGUUUUAAAAGCCUUAGAAGAUAUUUUUAAAGGGAAUAAACCAUAAAAAUUUGAAGAAAUAAUUUCAGAUGAAUAAAAGCUCAAAGAAAAUGAGCUAAAAAUAUUCCUUGAGGGUAUAAAAUUGAUUUUCAAGCUAUGCUCAUAAUCUAGCCGUUAUACAAUUAGAUAUAUCGAAAAGGCUAUCUCAGGAAUUUUGAAUGGGGUUAAGUCUUCAGAAGAAAAUAUUUUAAAUAAGCAAGAUUCUUUAUUUAGAGAAAGCAGGACUCAACAAAUAUUUUAAUUCGCCCUUGAUAUAAGUAGUGAAUCUACAAAUGAAUUUAUAUUGCAAAUAAUUAGCUAAUAAAGUUAAUUCUUCCAGAAGUAUGAGAAUUAGCUGCUUACAUAUGUUAAAAGUAAGUGGAAUCUUAUAGGAUAAAAAUACUUGAUGCUUGCUAAAGAUAAUAUCUCCUUAUUAAAGCUGACGAUUCCUCUUUUAUAGAGCAUUAUUUAAUCUUUUAAUAGAAAAGAAAAGGAAGAAAGCUUGCUUAUUCUCAUAUAAAAUUUACCAGUUAUUAAUAUAGAAAGAAAAGAAGAUACCUUCUUGGAAAUUGAAUUGAAAUUAAACUGGCUAAUUAUGUCUUCAAUUGAAGGUCUGGUAAUUGAAAAAAAUUAUUCAGAUUAUGUUGAAAAAUUAAUUGAGGUUUCUCUUAAAGUUGAAAAAAGUUUAUUCAUUCAUGAGUAAGGAUUCAACUUGCUUGGGUUUUACUUGAAAUGCAUAAACAAUGCAGACUUCUUUGUAAAAAGGGGUCUUAGAGACAAAGUAAAUUCAGUUCGUUCAAAAUAUUUCCCUAUGAAAGUGAAAGAAUUAAAAAGAGAUUCAAAGCAAGAAAUAGACUUUAAAUCUAUUUUAGGAUGUAUGAUUAACAUGAUCAAAUUAGCAGGAUAGAUUGAGUUGCUUGAAAUACUUUUCCCUGUUAUUCGUGAAAGCUUAGAAGAACCUUAUCAUACAAAAAUAAUAACAUUCAUUCAAUAGUUUAUUAAAGAAAAUUUCAUGACCCAAACCGUUAAUAAACAACUCUAUUUUAUGGAAUGGGCAUUAGAUCAAUACAAAGAUAAAGAUUUGGACAGAAGUUUGUUAGAGUGCAUCAGAUAUGAAAUCAUUUAAAAGGUAUUACUCCACCUUAUUGAAAACGCUAAAGAAGAAGCUAAUGUCAAAUUUAUGGUAAAAAACUCACCCUAUCUAGAGAAAUUAUUUUACAAUACAGAUUUUAUGAAAUAAGAAAAUAUGAAAGAAGUUUUGAGAUGGGUGCAGGAACUUAUUUAAGUCUUCAACAUAUUCGAAAGUUUGUAUAAGGCUUUAAGCUUAGAUAAAAUAAAGGAUGAUGUGCAUAAGAAAUUAUAUCCAGAUACUACAUAAGGCAAUGAGCUGACUAAGAGUUUAAUAAAAAUAGCAUUUGAGUACAGAAAGAAAGGAUUUGAGAGAGCAGAUGAUAUAAAGAAUAAUGUUUAAAAUAAUCCUGAUCUUAUAGGUAUUGAUAGUCACUCAAUACUUAGAUUAUUCUCUUGUGCUGUUUAUAAUUGCUUAUCUUAAAUUAUCACAAAAACUUAAAAUAAAGAAAAUAUCUUGAAUUAAUUCUUAUUUUAAUAAAAGAACGAUCAUCUUUGGGAUCUUUUAAUUGAUGGUACUUAAAAAGAAUUUAAUUUUGAAAUAGAAACUAAUUUUGAAGAAAGAUCGUAUGCUCGUACCAGAAAUAUUUUUUCAAGGAUUCCAAAAUUCGAUACAAAAGAAAUUCUUUGCAAAAAAUAUUUAAAUGAGACAGUUCUUUGCACUUUUAACAAAACUUCUGCUUCAUAAGCAUUUUUACCCUCUUUUGCAAAUGAGUUGAUUAGCAAAAACAGUGAACACGAUAUAUAUGAAGACGAAGAAGAUGAAAGUGAAAAUAUUAUAUAAGAAACAAAAAAAUAUAUGCAGUAACAAUAAAAUUUAUUUUUUGGAGAUUAAACUGGAGAAAAUUUAGAAAUGGACUUAAUCAAUAGACAUCCUUGUAUGCCUACAGUUCUCACAAAUAUUGAUAAAAUGGUUUAAUAGUUCCCUCUUACUGAAGCUAUGCCCUAAUGGAUGACUAAUUUAUUAGAAGAAGUCAAGAAAGAUAGUUGCAGCUUAGGUCAAAAAAUAUUUAUAAUUAAAAUUGUUUUGAACAAGCCAUUGUUGUUUGAGAAAUACUCAUAACAGUGGUUUGAUGUGUUAGUUGAUUAUGCAAAAUUAAAUGAUAAUGGUUCAAAGUUCUUCCAUUACUUUUUAAGAGAUGUCACUACAACAUUAAUAGAUUGGUGUUCUAAAAAACCUAAUUUAGUAACCAGGAGAAUAGCUUCAGAUAAAAAGUAAAAUCUAUGCUAGGUUAUAAACAAAAUAUGCAGAGUUUUAGCUCACAAAGAAAAAGAAAUCUUUAAAUAAAAUAUUCAAAUUUUAAAGAAUUUAUUGGAUUUAUGGAAAGAGUGCAUUUAUGUUGAUGAAAAUUAGUUAACAAAGAUGUUAUUGCUUGAAGAUAAAGAAGACAAAGAAAAAUCAUAGUUAUGGAACCUAAAUUCUAUUUUAAUUUUAGAUGCUUGUAUUUAAUUAAGAAUUCCUAUACUUUCUAACUAUGAAGCAUUCUCAAGAGCACAAACUGUAGAAGAGAAAUUUGCUUUCUUCUUAAAUAUAUCUGAAAAAGAUAGACUCAAGAGACUAUUAUUAUUUUAAUAACACUCUAAAAGGCAAUACUGUAAAGCUGCAUCUGCUGUUUGUGGAGGCCUUUUGUCUAUGAUGCAUGAGUACGGUGGUUAAUUUGAAGGAAAGAGGAAAAUUUAUGAGCAGGAAAUAGUGAAUAAUUCUGUAAAUAUUAUAAACAAGACUGAUAAAACUAGCAAAGAAAGAUUCCCCAUUAUCGUUGCCUGCAUCACUUAAUACUACCCAGACUUUUUGAAUAAUAUAAAAAUUAUUACCUAUUGCCAAGACUAUAUCCAUUAAAAAAGUAAAAUGGACCGUGCUUACAUUCUACAAUCAAUUCUAAUUUUCUUGAAAAAGAAAUUAGACAAAAGAGAAAAUAUGAAAGAAGAUAUCCACAAAAUUUGUACUUCUUUUAGAGGAGUUGUUUAGAAUGUUGCAGAAGAUGAAAACGUUGAAAACUAAGAAAAAUUUUUAAGUCUUUUUGUAUUUUUGAGCAGUCCUCAAAUAUUGAACUCAUUCGAUGAUGCAAUACAAUUAAUGAGAAUCAGUAUUUCCAUUUUAAAACAGAAAUAUGAAAGGCACUAUCAAGAAAAAUUUGCUACAGCAUAUUACACAAUAGUUUACAAUUUAUAUGAUUACCUCAUCAACCAAGAAAGUGAUUUAAAAGAUAAAAAUCAGAUAAAUGAGAGUGAAGAAAUGAAUUAAUUCAAAUCUUAAGUUAAGUCAUGUAUCCUAUGUGGUUUGACUAGUCAACAUAAUACAAUCAGAGAAAAUACUUUCAAGUUCUUAGACAGGGAAACAAAUGACUCAAAAACGCCUUAUGAAAGGCUUUUAUACUUGAUUUAGGAAAUCUACUAGCCUGAAUAAGAAAGGCUAUGGUUAUUGAGUGCUGUCCCACUUAUUAUGUGUCUAUCAAAGAGGACUUCAGACUAUGACAAAAAUCUUUUUGAUGAGUAACUUAGUAAGUUAGCAUAGUUCUAUGAUUGGGAUUUCAGAGAUUCUCAUAACAUGAGACUUUACAAUUCAAGUCAGCCAUUGACUCCUCUUUACACCCUCUCUCAAGUUAAUUAUAAAGACUCAUAAGGAUUUGCAAUACCAGCUCCUCGUCGUAUGUACAAUAUCACAGGAGUUAGUUAGAUGCCUAUAUAAGAAGGAGUUAGAGCGACUGUUUAUAGUUAAUCCUAAGAUAACAGUUAAGGUGAAAUGGUUAUUCCUUCCUAAGAUCAAGCAAGCUAAAUGAACCAACUGGAAGAAAAGAGAUAAAUUUACCAAGAUUAAAUGAAAAGACUGGUCAAUCCUUCUCAAUAGAUUUCUUCAUCGUUUUCAUCUUCAAACAGAAACCCUUACACAUUUAAUUAAAGUUAGCUCUUUUUUGAUAAUAAAAUGAGUAGCAUCUCUGAAGAAAAUGAAGAUGAUGAAAACGAAGAAGGAGAAGAAAAGAAAAUUGAUUUAUUUGGAACUGAUAUACAAAGAGAAAAGAAGAAUAACAAUCUCAGCAAGUUCUUUGCAUCUCACUUAUUCGAUUUUAGCUAAGUCAAUAAAAACUCAACAAACAAAAUUAGAUAUCAGGACUCAAAAGAAGGAAAAACAUUAACUAAUACUGUUGACAUAAAGAAGAGAUAGCAACAGUUAUUUUUUGAAAAUCAAAAUAGAAUGAGAAAACAAUAAUUACAGACAAUCAGAAAAUAUAAAAUUGGUGAAUUACCUGAUAUUGGUAUCCUUUACAAGGAUAUUAUUGAUCCUCUGAUGGCUUUGAGUUUCAUCGAUGAAACCUUAGCUGGAUAAUUAUUCUAAUUACUAUUACAUUCUAUGUUUAUGAAAGAAGAGUCUGCUGAUAGAUAACAAAAGCUAAAAGAUAUUUUAUCUAACAUUUUAGCUAAGUCAAUUGUUCAUGAUUUCAAUUUCGUUUCAACUAUUCAUAAAACUAUGAUUAUGCUAACUAAAGAAGGUGAGUUGUUUGAUAGUAAUAUAAUUAAAUAAAGUGGGUUGCUUAGUCAUAGCUAUUACACAUCUAUCCUGCUACUGGAAGAAAGUCUUUUCUCGUUAUUCCAUAGGAUAGAUUAAAAUGAAUAGGCUGGUGAUAAAGAUGUUCUGAAGAAAAGAAAAGAAAUUCUUAAAAAUAACUAGAAGAAAGCUUCCAGGGCUAGAGGAAGAAAGGAAAUGCAAAUAGGUGAAGAUGAUUAUGAAAAAGAUUUAGAUGAAAAUGAAGAAGAUCUUGAAGAAGAAAGACUCUUAUAUGAAUCUAGAAAAAAAUAAUCUGAGAAGAAAAGAUUAGAAGUGAAUUAUUGGAUGGAUUUAAUUGACAUCUAUUCUCAUCUAAAUGAAAAAGAUCAAAUCAAAGGCAUUCUUAAAAAAACAGUUUCACACGAGGGAUAAAAAGAUAUGAUUGUUGCACUCGAUUUGAAGUUCUCAGGCUAAAUAUAAAAUUCUUUAAAAAUAUUGAAAGAAAUUAGCUCUAAAAAUAAAGAAAGUGAAAGAUAAAAUUAAUUUAGAAUGGCAAUAGAAGAUAAUUUGAAUAAUUAGGUUAGUUUAGAUGAUAGAAUUCAAGAGUAUAUUUAAAGUGAAUAUCAAGACACACUUGCAUUAAUGGGAAAAUGGGAUGAUCUUGCAAAUGAACUAAUUGAAAUCAAUAAAGAUGUUCUUGAAUAACCAGAAAAAAUAGGAGUAGAGAAAAUGAAAAUACUUAUGCUUUCUCUUAUGUAAUCUGACUCAGCUGACACAAGUAGGUGGGAAGAGUUGAAAGAUUAUGUAAAGCUUUGGAUGAAUACAGAAUAUGGUAAAAGCGUUUUAGAAGGUCCUCUUAGCUAUGAAAUGGCUCUAAUAACAAUUUUAGAUGGUGAUAUUGAUAGGACGAGAUAUUAUCAUAAAUUGAGUUAAAAUCAAUUCCUGAGGGUUUGGAGUAACUUUGGUAGCUUUGCUACAGCAUCUAAGCAUGAAUAUCUCUCUAAUAUUUAUAAGAACUACGAACUUAAGGAAUAUCUCCAUCUUGAUGGCAAAAUAGAAGCAACUUAUGAAGACUUUAAUAGCUUAUUCAAAAACUGGUAGAAUAGAAAACCUUCUAACACAUACGAUAAUUAAAUUUGCUGGGACUAGAUACUAAAUAGCAGAGAGAUAUUUGCUUUAGCUCUCUACUAAAAGUAUAAUUUGGAAGAUUAGUUUGUAAAUAAAAUAAGGUCUAAUUGGUAUAUUCAAAAUGUCAAAGGUAUGCUUAAGAAAGGAAUACACGGAGCUGCUGAUAGAAAAAUGAAAAAAGCAGCUGGCUAUAGAAAAGUUAUGAAUGGGUUACCUGAAUUUAAUUGGGACUACUACAAAAUCACUUCAAAAUUGAAACUUAAAUAAUUGGAAGUAGAUUUAAAAAAUGAUUAAAUCCCUGAGAACCCCUUUGAGAAAUUCAGCAAACUGAUAAAAAUUUUCGAGUAAGAGAAGGAGAAGUAUAUUCAUUAACUAGACUAAUCUCAAAUAGUUAAAUUCGAACAGCUUAAUAUUUAAGUGAACGAAAAAUUCAUUGAUGUUUAUUAAGAUUAUACCCUCACUCAAAUAGUUGAAGACAUUUUCUUAGAAAAAUAUGCAGAUGUGAUUAAUAAUAUUUACUGGGGAUAUAAUAAACUAUUUUAGAAUGAUAUAAUGAAAAAAGAUAUAGACUUAUCUAGCUAGAGCUAAUCGCUUAGUUAACCUUUUGAAAAUACUUUUUCUUUUAAAGGACCAGCUUCUCUUCCAUAGAUGGCUGGAAAUAAUAAUUUCAACAGCAGUGAAUAAAUUUUUGAAGAGAUCAUUCCAAUGAGGUUAAAGAGUUACAAAAGAUUUGCUAAUUUUUGUGAAUAACUUUUAAGAAUCAUUGAGUCUGAGAGCAGAGAUCACUUAAAAAAGACUUUGAAAGUUUAAUAUUAGCUAACUGUUGAGACUGUUGGCAGUUCUUUCUUGGAAUACACUCUCAAGUGCUUUUCUUUAAUGGGAGGAAUUAACUAAUUUGAACAAAAGUCAAAUAAAAUGUAAAUGGAAGUAGAAACAGGAGAAAAAAUAUAAGAAAAUCCUGAAAAGAGCUAAAAUCAGUCAAUUGAAUUUGAUUAGAAUAUGUCAAAUUUAGUGCUAAAAAUGUUAAGAAUUAUUUAACAAAUCCCGAAUAUGACAGGCUAAAAGUUUAAGGAGGCCAUAGAAUUACAAAUUAUUCCUUCAUGGAUAUUUAUUAGCUUCUUGCCUUAAAUGAUGCACAUUUUAAAGAAAUAGAAUUUAGUUGAAUUUUUCGAACCUUUGAUUAAAAAGCUUGCCAAAAACUAUCCUGAGGCAUUAAUUUACUAGUUUAAUACUAUAUUUAGCAACUAAACAACGUGCGAAACGGCUUUAUCUUAAGAAAUAUAUGAAGCAUUACACAAGGAAAUGCCUCAUUAUUAUAAUUUUAUGUACCAUUUGAAUCAAAUAACUCACCCUGAGCAUCGUUUGAUUUACUACCUUGAAUACCUAAAGAGCUAAUUUUUAUCAUUUUAGAAAAUUCACAACACCUAUAGCUCCUAAAAAGAUUAUGUUAAACUUAACAAGGCUGUUGAAGAAUAUCAGAAAAUUAUUGAUAGAAUUUUAAAAGAAACAGAAGAGGAUUUGUUCUAACAUAAUAUUAAUGCAGAUCAUAUGGGAAGUUAUAACAUCAAAUUUUCAAAGGAUCAUAUUAGCGAAUUCAAAAAGCUUGUUAAGAAAUUUACCGACAUAACAAAGGGAGAUGACUAAGAUAAAAAAGAAGCCUAUGAUUUCAUCAAAAAAUUCAGAGAUAAAGUCAACACAAAAGAUCUCAAAUCAGGCUAUGACAAACUUUCUAAUUUUUCAAGUUUCCUAUAAAACUUCUAAGCUGAUCACAUUAUUGAAAUUCCUGGGUAAUACACUUCUGGAGCAGUUAUUACUGAGCCAUACAAAGAGUCACACAUUAAAAUAUAAAGUUUUGAUUCAUAAAUUCUGACUCUCCAAUCAAUUCGUCGUCCCAAAAGACUCUGUAUAUAUGGCUCUGAUGAAAAAUGCUAUAAAUUUUUAGUAAAGGGGAUUGAAGAUUUAAGACUAGAUCAGAGAAUAGAGCAACUGUUUUAAGUUAUGAAUAAUAUUUUCGAAUAUGAUCCUUAAUGUCAGUCUAAAGAGCUGAACCUUUCAACUUUCAACAUUAUUCCGAUGACGAACAUCUUAGGUUUACUUGAAUGGGUUGAUAAGACAAGCGUUUUAAAGGAAAUAUUAAACAAAGAAUUUUAAGAAAAAAUGGGAAGCAAAGAAGACAUUGCUUAAGACAAUGAAGGGUUGAGAAUGAGAAGAGAAUGGCUUAAGCAACUAGACAGAAAAGGAGGUUUGGCUGAACAGCAUAUAAAACUAUAAUUAGAACCAUCAGACAAAAUCGAAUAAGCAUUCAAUGAAUAGGCUGAUUUGAUUCCAAGGGAUGUGUUUAGGAAUGCGCUUGAAAGACUAGCUUCUACUUGUGAAACCUAUUUGUACUUAAAAGAAAGAUUUAUAAGAAAUUAUGCUGUUGUUUGUGUUUCAGGAUAUAUUCUUGGUAUUGGUGAUAGACAUUUAGAAAAUUUCUUAGUAAAUUACUCUAACGGUGAUAUAGUUUCAAUUGAUUUUGGUUACAGUUUUGGUGCUGGUCUAGGACUUGCUGUCCCAGAGCUAAUGCCAUUUAGAUUGACAAGGUGCUUUACAAAUUUAAUGAGUCCUAUUGGAAUUAAUGGAAUCUUUAGAUAAUCAAUGAUCUCAUCAAUGAUGGCUUUAAAAAAGAAAAGAAACAUCUUACUUGAAUUCUGUGAAGUAUUCAUAAACGAUCCUUUGGUUGAUUGGGUUAAGCUUACAAAAGACAAAAAAAUGGGCACAAUUAUGUUUAGUGAGAAUAUUGGGCAUUUAGAUUCCACCAAGACUUAUAACGCAGAGCAGUCAUAAUCAUAAUAACAGUAUGGAUUAAGUACUAUGGAGGCUAGUCAAAUUGCUGAUCUAAUGAUUCAUAUGUAAAGAAUUGAUAUUGUAAAGCUAAAAUUAAUUGGAAUGAAUCCUUCUCAUUUAUUUACUGAAGAGUUAUCUUCAACAAGACAUAAAACUGGAAACUACUUUUAGCAUUUAAAGUCUGCUUUAAAGGGAAAACCAAAAUCGAUUAGAAAUCAAUAUAACGAAAAACAAUUUUUAGAAGUACAUGAACAAGUAGAUUGUUUGAUAGAUUUGGCUGUUGACCCAAAUAUUAUAGGAAGAGUUUGGAUUGGAUGGGCACCAAUCAUAUGA
Messenger RNA from Tetrahymena thermophila SB210, 13155 nucleotides. Its product is annotated as phosphatidylinositol 3- and 4-kinase family protein. Gene Ontology annotation, biological process: telomere maintenance; double-strand break repair via nonhomologous end joining. Lineage: Eukaryota; Ciliophora; Oligohymenophorea; Hymenostomatida; Tetrahymenidae. Gene Ontology annotation, cellular component: nucleus. Gene Ontology annotation, molecular function: DNA-dependent protein kinase activity; protein binding. The record is from RefSeq and is a predicted model, not a curated record. The transcript is spliced from 34 exons.